CCCAAGUCUUUUCAAAAUUUUAUUAUUUUGUAAUCACAGAAAUACUAAUUACUGAUAGCAAAAUAGCAAGGGAGCUUUCGCCACCUAAAAUUGUUAAAUUUUGAGUUUUUGGCUUAAUCUCGAGUAAAACUGCCGUGGUUUUGUUUCCCGUUUUGUUUCUAAAAUUAUCAGAAAUUUCGAUUGGCUGGCGUUAUUUUUUCUAACGGUGAGCCUAACAUUUGUGGUAAAGUUUGUAUAUUACAAUGGAAUGUGAAACUCGCGUGGAAUUUUUGGUGCUCCCCCUAACGGAAAAUACAGCAGUUGAGGUUUGCUGAAGUUUGUAACGUUUAGUGCCUCUUGGUCACCUUUUCUUCGUUUUAGAAGUGUAAAAAAUGCCCAAAAUCUGACUCAGAUCGUCCCCCAAGUGCCUGUUCCAGCUUCUAUGUUCAGUCAUAAAAGUUUUGGAUCACAUAAACCGCUCUAAAUGGGUUCGUUGCAACAACCCAACCGCUUCCGCCCUUUCAACCAGACCACUCAGAGCACCUUCCCUCAAAGCCUGAGUGGCAGCGAGACUGACAUUUCCACCUCAAAUGAAAACCUCUCGAACGAAGAAAAGUACGUGAUACGUCACACCGCCCGCCAGGAGCCCCAAGGCCAGGAGAACCAGCAAGCCUCAAAUCGCAGCUCCCUGCGAGACAGCCUCCCCUCGAACCGCAGCUCGCUGGACGUCUCCUCCUCCUCGUACAACACCCUCAUCAUCCACAGCGCGGGGGACGAGCCCUGGACAGGACGCAACUCCGGUGUGAGGGAAUCGGGCGACGCCUACCACCCCCACCAACCCUCGAAUCUGUACGACCCCAAACUCUCGCCCAAUCAGAAGCGAAGCUCCGCCUCGCCCUCGCCCUCCGUCCGGACGAGCUUUGACGGAAACACUCGAAUCUACGACACCGGGGUCCAGGAAAUCACCGAAAUCCCCGAUGACUAUCUCAGCCAAUCCUCAGUCCUCAAACACUUGGCCAAAGAAGUCAAGGUCCCGUCCCCCAAAUCCGACUUUUCCUUCUUCGAUAACCCGCCCCCUGAGUACCCAAAGUGGGCCGAUAAGUCGCCGUUACAGGCGGCUGUGCAUCGAAAUAACGUCAAUAACGAGAAAUUGACACUCUCGAAGUCGCAACCCGACCUGUCCAAGGUGGGCGUGCCCAAAGGGGCGGCCGACUUCGAUGGGUUCAGGCGGGGCGUGUCCGCGCCGAGACCGCCCACCAAAGGCAGGGAGGAGGCGGAGACAGGGGGCGGGGAGUUGUGGCCCUCAGCCGAAAUGGUCGAAAUACUCAUCAAGGAGAACAGUGCCUUGAAAAUCGAAUUGGAGAAUUGCUACAAAAGAGUUGCAAAGACACAAAAGCUUGAACAAGAAAUUCUAAAAGUACACAAGGCACAGGAAGAGUUAGUUCAGUCGUGCGAGCGCAAAGAACGGCUCGAACGAGCCGCUAGGGGGCGUUUGCAAAAUGACAAUCGCCGGUUGCAAGAGUUGAAUCGGGCCCUGCGUGAGCAAGUUGAUUUGUUAUCAACUCAAAUGUUGUCAAGGUCACCGGCGCCCGAUUCAGGCUCACCCGAUUGUUUGCGGAGAGAGUUGAGCAAGAGGGAGGUGUUGAUCGCUCAGUUGAUUCAGCAGAAUAAGGAACAUGUUGCUGCGAAAGAACGCCAAGAAAUCGAGUUGGCCGCGCAAAGAGUUACACUUCAGGAACAACGCACCCAUAUCGAUAUUCUAGACACCGCACUUACCAACGCUCAAGCGAAUGUCGUCCGUUUGGAGGAAGAAUGCCGCAAAAAGCAAGUGUACGUGGAGCGCGUGGUGCAGCUACAGAGGGCGCUGUCGUCGCUCCAGCUUGCGAGCGACCGUCGCGAGCAAACCGAGCGCAAAUUGCGUUUGCAGCUCGAGCGCGAGCUCCAGCGCACCAAACUGGCGCAAGGCGAGGGCGGUAAAAGUGGCUGGGAUUCCCCGAAUGGUUCGGGUAACGAAUCACCGUCCGAAUUAAAACGACGCCUGCGCGAAAAAGAGGAGAAAAUCAUGCAAUUGGAGGGCGAUUGCACCAAGUGGGAGCAGAGGUAUUUGGAGGAGAGUGCGUUGAGACAGGCGGCCAUCGACGCGGCAAGCAUUCCCAAGGAUGCGAAAAUUGCCGCCCUGGAGAAGACCAGUCAAGAGACGGAGAAAAUCAUCGCCGAGGCGAGAAACGAGAAAAUUAGACAUAUGGACGAAGUCCAUGCCGCCCAAAAGAAAGUUGCCGAUUUGGAGUCGCGUGUUAAAGAUCUCGAAUCGAAGUUGGCUGAGCGCGACGCUAUGAUUAAAGUAUUGCAGAAGCAUACGUACGAUAAGGACGUAUCGAGUAUGCUGGGGCGGUCCCCCCACCAUACGCCCCACCCCAGUCUGGGCGGGGCCGACAUUGAUCACGUGUUGGGAACGGCGGUGUCGAGGGAGGAGUUAGUCAGUAGCGUCCUAACGAGUUCUACCGGUUUUGGAUCGGGGAAUUCCUACACCGGGAGUGAUUCGUCCUACCAUAUGCCUUCUUAUACCAAAUAUGAAAAUAAAAGUUUUGAUUCGACGAAACAAAGUUUGGAUAAUCAGCUAAAAGAAAUCGAUAGUCAACUCGAUUCGCAACUGUUGAGCAAGCGGGGUCUUUGCUGUUUUCCAGGAUUCACUAAUCCAGUCACUGCGCAGAGAAAAGGAAAAAUACCCAAGCCACUAUUGGCGGGUGUGACCGGCGGCGGCGCUGGGGGCGGAGUCGCGAUGUACGAGCCCGGCGCGAUGCUCCUGUUGGAGAAGCAGGGCCGCGCCUCCCAGCAGCAACGCAUGCAGGACACUGCCGACGCCUCGCCGCGCUGCCCCGCCCCCAGCUCGCUGCCGCGUCCCCCGCGCCCCUCCCACCGCAGCGGCCUGCCGCGCCGCCUCGGCGACUACAAUAGGCUAGCCGAGGGCGAGACUCCGCCCCGGAAGAAGUCCGACGGCGCCGAUUCGCUCAGUUCCAACGCCAGCAGCCGGAGGGCGUCGCCGGCGCGCUCGCUGAUCCCGCCCCGGAAGCUGGGCGAAUACGGGAGGCUGUCAGAGAGUGGCGGCUCGAGCGCCUCCCUCCGCAAACCGACCAAUCAGAGAUCGAGGAGUGGCGGCGAGAGAGACUCCGCCUCCACGCUCAGCGAUAACUCGGCCAGUUCCUUGCCAACGCCCUCCAAAGUGAGGCUCUUCGGGGGCGGGGCGAUGAGAAGAGGCGGCUCUUUGGGGCGGGACAGCAAAAGCUCCACCGAUUCGACAACGAGCAAGUAUCGUAUACAGUUUUAGGUUAGAAGCGGCUUCCGCUAUCAUGUGCCUGAUUUAAAUAUUUUGGACUUUUUGUCCGAAUUGUAGCUAGUUAGGUUGCCUCGAUGUUAUUUUGUCUUUACCGGGUUUCUUUUGUUUUUACGCUUGUUAUUAUUGUAUUGUAGAACAGUCUAUAGUCAGUCUUUACUUACUAACUAGUCUUAUUAAACCAAAUAGAUCAAAGCUAGGGACCAAAUUUUUUGUUCCAGUGGCAGAUUGUUGUUUCUUUAUUAUUUUCUUUUUUAUGUUAGGUAAAGACAAAUAAGGCCAUAUCCUACAAAGUGCCUUCAGUAGAUAAACAAGGUCUCUCGAGAAAGUGUACUAGUGGUUUAAUUGAAAUUUUCUGGGCAGUAUUUUUCAAUAAAUUUCAUAUUAUCAGUUGAAAUUUUUAAAGUGCAUUGAUUAUUUGGCAUAAAUCAAAUGUUCCGUCCGUUUAGUAAAAUACAGGCUGUUCCGUCUAAACCGCGCAUUACUGAAAAUGUUAAUAGUGAUUGUGCAGGAGCUGCGGGAUUAUGGUUGUAUACAACUUCCAAUACUUCUAAAAUAGGGACACCCUGUAUAAUAUUCCGGAAAAUUCGUAUUGGGCCACUCUAUGGAUUCGAAUCUCCUAUUUACACUUUUUUAUACAAAGUUUUCUUGUUUCUAGUAAUACAGUCUAGUCUGUUUAUACAAAAAAUGUAUUCGAAAUGUACAGACAAUAAAUCAGUUUUACCAA
Molecule: messenger RNA, 4037 nt
Organism: Tribolium castaneum (red flour beetle)
Lineage: Eukaryota; Metazoa; Arthropoda; Insecta; Coleoptera; Tenebrionidae
Product: angiomotin-like 2a
Exons: 9
Coding region: 464-3304 (946 amino acids)
Biological process (GO): regulation of cell migration; actin cytoskeleton organization
Cellular component (GO): cytoplasmic vesicle; plasma membrane; bicellular tight junction
Source: RefSeq, a predicted model, not a curated record